Messenger RNA from Seminavis robusta, 750 nucleotides. The record is from the annotation of a GenBank genome assembly. Lineage: Eukaryota; Bacillariophyta; Bacillariophyceae; Naviculales; Naviculaceae.
AUGGAAGCACCCGUCCAGAUCGGACAAUUCAUCCUGGGCAAAAACCUGGGUAUCGGGGCUUUUGGAAAGGUCAAACUUGCUACCCAUGUGGUGACAGGACACAAAGUAGCUGUGAAGAUCCUGAAUAAGGCAAAAAUCAAACAGCUGGGGAUGGAAGAAAAAGUCCAACGAGAAAUCAACAUCUUACACCUGUGCACCCAUCCUCACAUUAUUCGGUUGUACGAAGUCAUCGAUACCCCUACAGAUAUCUUCUUGGUUAAUGAAUACGUCUCGGGAGGGGAGCUAUUCGAUUACAUUGUGUCCAAGGGGCGUCUAUCCGCCGACGAGGCCAGGAAUUUCUUCCAUCAAAUCAUUUCUGGAGUGGAGUACUGCCACUUCCAAAAAAUUGUUCAUCGCGAUCUCAAGCCGGAGAACCUUCUGCUCGAUGCAAACUUGAAUAUUAAGAUUGCUGACUUUGGGCUUUCCAACUUGAUGAGAGACGGAGAUUUCCUGAGGACAUCUUGUGGUUCUCCCAACUACGCCGCCCCGGAAGUUAUCAGUGGUCAUCUCUAUGCUGGGCCUGAAGUGGAUGUAUGGUCUUGUGGAGUCAUCCUUUAUGCAUUGCUGUGUGGUUCGCUUCCCUUUGACGAUGAGUCCAUUCCAAAUCUCUUCAAGAAAAUUAAGAGCGGAAUGUACAGCCUACCAACUCACUUGUCACAAUUGGCCAAAAACCUUAUCCCACGCAUGCUGGCAAGUCAGGACACCGACUGA